This is a messenger RNA of Dentiscutata heterogama, 503 nucleotides long. NCBI's taxonomy places the organism in Eukaryota, Fungi, Glomeromycota, Glomeromycetes, Diversisporales, Gigasporaceae. The record is from the annotation of a GenBank genome assembly.
UUAUUCCAUUAAUCUAUCCAAUUAAAGAGGCUUUUAUUACUAUUAAUUUUCCAAUGAAUAAGAUUUUUUUGACUUUAUCUAGUUUUUGUAAAAGUUUGGAAUACAUAGAUAUAACUACUAUUCAACAAUUUAAUCUACAAGAAACAGAUAGUAGUGGUAUUGCAUCGUUGAUCAUUUCUCAAACAUCACUACGUACAUUAGUGCUUCGUGGAUCAUUUCAAUUUUUGGAUCAAAUAUUAUGUGCUCUUCCAUCUCAAUCCGAUUCACUCAAAGAUCUUACUUUUUCUUUUGUAGAUUUUUCUGCAUCUACUCCAUUACAUGGUAUAGCAGCAUGUAAAAAUUUAAGAGAAUUGAGAUUUUGGGAGUGUUAUAACAUUUCAGAUGAAAUAUGUGAACCAUUGGUGAACUGUGAAUUUGAGAAAUUACGUAUCAUUGAUUUAGAAGAAACUCAUAGCAAGAUACUUAUGGAAUGGAAGGAGAAAAGAGAGAAUCAACAGGACUAA